Drosophila santomea is the source of this 468-nucleotide messenger RNA. RefSeq lists its product as uncharacterized. The record is from RefSeq and is a predicted model, not a curated record. The transcript is spliced from 2 exons. NCBI's taxonomy places the organism in Eukaryota, Metazoa, Arthropoda, Insecta, Diptera, Drosophilidae. Gene Ontology annotation, cellular component: mitochondrion. Bases 65 to 406 code for a protein of 113 amino acids.
CUGGAGACGUUCACACCUGUCAGCUGUUGCUAAAAAUUUGGUUUGCAAUACAAAACUAAAAAAAAUGGUUUUGUCCGCAGAGGAGCAGGAGUUCAUCAAGCGCAAGCAUGAAGCGACGCUAAAGGUCCGCCAGGAGUUCCUCAAGCAGAGCUCGAAUCCCUACCGCCAUGCCACCGGCGAGGGCGGCACCGUGUUCGAUGCGGGAUUGGCCCGUUUCCAGGCGAUGCGCGUCUCCAACUAUGAACACUUCAAGCCCACUGGCAAAUCCUUCCGCACGGGCCUGUUCGCCGUCGUCCUGCCGAUUGCCCUCUACGCCUGGGCUCUGAAGGCGGAGCGCGAUGGACGCGAGGAGAAGUACAGGACUGGCCAGGUGGCCUACAAGGAUCGCCAGUUCAAGUUCAUCUAAGCCAUACAUUCAGCAAUUGAUCUUCGAUUCGUAUAGUGGAAUUAAAACAAAACCGUAAUGAA